CGCGUCGGCCAUCAUGGUCUCGGGCAGAAGGGAAUUUGGGAUCGUGACUAACGGCGAACUAUGACGGGAUGACGAUCACAGGCUAGACGCACGAAACGGCGCCUGUAUCUGCGAGAAAAAAUAAACGUCAUCCGAACGGGGAAGCGGCUCCCAGUACCAGGGAGGAGAGCGGAAGUGGGCGGACAGAGCGCCGGAAGUCGGGGAAGUAAGUUAGACGGUCUGUCCUCCUGUGAAGCGUUCUCCCGUUGUACUCGGUAUCCAUUGACAUGGCGGAAUCUUGUCGGACGGCGGUGGAGGAAGGAGCCGCGUCCAGCACCGUGACCGAGAACGAGGCCCAGCCGGAACCGCGCUCGCUGACCAUAAAGCUGAGGAAGAGGAAACCUGAUAAGAAGGUGGAGUGGACGUGCGACACGGUGGAUAACGAGAACCUGGGAAGGCGCUCCUCGAAAUGCUGCUGCAUCUACGAAAAACCGAGGGCAUUCGGCGAAAGCUCAACCGAGAGCGAAGACGAAGACGACUACUGCAAUAGCUCUCACUGUAUCCGGGGCCACAAAAAGAGUACACCUGGGGGCAAAGAGACACCUCCGCCAAGCCACGACAGCGCCAGCAGCAUGCAGCACUGAGACAUCAGGGCGAAGAGUGACCGAGUGCAUCCUAAACAUUGCCGUUCCCAGCGGCCGCUACUGCCUCAUGUACUGUGACUGUCUCUCUUUCCGACUGUGACAGACACCAGGGCAGAGAGCCGCCUCUGUAUUCAGGUCUUUGUAUUGAGAUGCAGCCGGUGAGAGUCCGGGGGAAGUCGGUGUAGAGCGGUUGACCUGAUGGCUCGGUCUGGGGAGGGUUCAUUGAUGAGACUAUAACAUAUCGGUGACCAUUCUCACACAUGUGCUCUGUCAUUCUCGUCCCUGCUGACAUCAUGGCUCAUCUGCUGGCCUCUAACUUAUUGAAUGUACAUGCAUGGCGCAUCCCCUUCCUCUGCUGAUAUUCAGUGGCUUCCACAAUUGCUUCAGACCAAUAUAACAUGAUAUAUCCUACUGAAUGUAUUUAUUGACCAGCCUUCUCUAAAUUAUACCGCCAGAAAACUCCCAUGAAAUGGGACUAUAGUUAUUGCAACUUGAGGAAAGUAUCAGUAAAGGGCACUUACCCCUUAGAUUGUUGGCUUCAGUGUGCCCACUAUUCCAGCCUCGACAGAAGUUGUCACCUGCUUUGCCGGACAACCGGACAAUAGAUCUGCCUAUUUAUGCAGUUCUAUAGGCAUAUGUAGCCGAACAAUUUGGUUUGCUCUUCAGGAGUCUUAGUUGCGUGGGUUCUUGUUGUCUAUAGGGCAUGUGGACAUUAAAAGGCCUCAUUGACAAGACCGUAGGGCCGACAUGCCGGUGUGGCAGACAGCGGGUCUACAAAACGUGUUUCGGCCGUCUGCACUCCACAUUGCAGUGCGGGCCUACUGACUUCAACGGGUCUGCAAAAUGCGGGGAAAGAUAGGACAUGUACUUUCUUUUGUGACGCAGAGGCAUCAACCCGGAAACGCACGGAAACCCUUCCUUGGGCUUCUGGGUCGCUGCCUCUGGACCACAAAAGAUAAAACAUGUCCUAUCUUUCGCCGCAGAUUGCGGACCCGUUGACGUCAGCGUUUUCUGGUCUGCAACACAGGCAUGGCGGCCCGAUGGUUGUGUGUAGGAGGCCCAAUCCCAAGCAGAAGACCCUCUGUGUUAGACCACAUUCCCCCUGUAAUUGAAAUGUGUGACCUCCUGCAGCCUCCCUACUGAUCACCACCAGGACAUUUUGGGAAUAGGCUAUCCGGAUGGGGUAGCCUUCAUAAUUUCGACUGCAGAUCAUCCAUCUUUUCCAUGGACUGAGACACCUGAAUAGAAUUGUUGACAGAAGAGGAGAACUCAAGGACUUGUAUUUCCUUAUCGUUUGUAAGGAGGAAAUGCCCUUUAAGUCCUACAGUAAACAAUCAUUUGGUUGAGCAGCCAGUCAGCUGUAUAUGUGACUAGUAGGGAUUACGCCUUACAGUCUGCGGGGGUAGGCUGACAAGAUGGCCGAUUUCUUGGUACUGUCUCCUGCACCAUCACCUUCGUGAUUCCACUUGAUUUCUUCGCUCUCUACCCUUUGAUCGGUCGGGUUUAUUGAGAGGCACACAGCUGUGACGUUGGCCUUUCGAUUACCUUAGUGACCCCAUUAGCAUGGGUCCCCUCGAUAUUACUGUUCAGUUUUCUUUUGCUCUUUAUAGAAAACUAUAUUGUUGUUUUUUUUUUUUUUCUUCUUCUUGGAAUUAAAUGAUUUUGUUUUGUU
Molecule: messenger RNA, 2295 nt
Organism: Bufo gargarizans (Asiatic toad)
Lineage: Eukaryota; Metazoa; Chordata; Amphibia; Anura; Bufonidae
Gene: PPP1R11
Product: protein phosphatase 1 regulatory inhibitor subunit 11
Exons: 3
Coding region: 267-623 (118 amino acids)
Cellular component (GO): nucleus
Molecular function (GO): protein phosphatase 1 binding; protein serine/threonine phosphatase inhibitor activity
Source: RefSeq, a predicted model, not a curated record